AUGUGCCGUCUGGUCAUUUUCAGCGGCACUUGCACCACGUGCGGCGAAGAACAAAUAUGGGAGGAUCUCACACAACAGCUGUCAUGUCUUGAGGCGAAAAACAACGGAAUCUUUGGAGAUUGCUCCAAAGGGGUUUAUCAAGAGCAACACCACUUCGACCAGGAGUGUGACCAGUGCAGCGAGGAGGACGAAGGAAUUGGUGAU
Molecule: messenger RNA, 204 nt
Organism: Trichoderma harzianum CBS 226.95
Lineage: Eukaryota; Fungi; Ascomycota; Sordariomycetes; Hypocreales; Hypocreaceae
Exons: 1
Source: RefSeq, a predicted model, not a curated record